Molecule: messenger RNA, 1836 nt
Organism: Penicillium oxalicum
Lineage: Eukaryota; Fungi; Ascomycota; Eurotiomycetes; Eurotiales; Aspergillaceae
Product: WD40 repeat domain-containing protein
Exons: 3
Coding region: 1-1836 (611 amino acids)
Biological process (GO): actin filament depolymerization; positive regulation of actin filament depolymerization
Cellular component (GO): cortical actin cytoskeleton
Molecular function (GO): actin filament binding
Source: RefSeq, a predicted model, not a curated record
AUGGCGAUCACAAACGAAUCGAUCUGGGCGGCCAGCCCCUCCACAACCCGGGGUGCUCCCACCCAGCUCUCCUCUGACGCCAAGGGCGAGCGACUUGCGUAUGCGUCCAAUAAAUCGAUUUUCAUCCGGUCGAUCGACAACCCCGCAAUUGGGCGACAGUACACCGAGCACAAGGCCCAAACCACAGUAGCGCGCUUCUCCCCUUCGGGGUUUUACGUGGCCAGUGGUGAUGCAACGGGUACAGUAAGGGUUUGGGAUUGCGUCGGCGAGGGUAUCACCAAGGGCGACUAUAGCAUUGUUAACGGCCGCAUCAACGAUUUGGCCUGGGAUGGGGACUCUCAGCGCAUCAUCGCCGUGGGUGACGGAAAGCAACGGUAUGGACAUUGCAUCACUUGGGACAGCGGAAAUACAGUCGGUGAGAUCUACGGUCACACGCAACAGAUCAACUCCGUUUCGAUCAGGCAGCAGAGACCUCUCCGGGCCGCGGCCGCCGGUGAUGAUAAGAAGCUGGUCUUCUACCACGGCGCCCCUUUCAAGUUCAACACGGGUAUCGGUGACAAGCACACCAACUACAUCUACGGGGUUGGCUUCAGCCCAGAUGGAUCACACUUGGUCAGUGUUGGCGCAGACCGAAAAAUCUGGCUGUAUGACGGCAAGACGGGCGAGACCAAGGGACAGAUCGGUGAAGGGGAGCACAAGGGAAGCAUCUUCAGUGUGUCGUGGUCCAAGGACUCGCACAAAUUUGUGACCGCCAGUGCCGACCGGACCGUGAAGAUCUGGGAUGUCGAAGCGGGCAAGGCUACGCAGACCUGGACUCUCGGUGAGGAUGGCGCCAAUGCGAUCCGUGAUCACCAGGUCGGUGUCGUUUGGCCCCCGGGUCGAAGCGACGGCCUGAUCAUCAGUCUGUCCCUGAGCGGCGAUCUAAACUAUCUCACCGAGGGCACGGCCAAGCCCCGCCAGGUCAUUCAGGGCCACCAGAAGAGCAUCACCUCGCUCGGUCAGUCUACCUUUGAUGGCAAAGAGACCUUGUGGACGGGCAGCUUCGAGGGUCGCGUGUGCAGCUGGGAUGUCGCCUCGGGCUCCUCGGAGGAAGUUGAGGGUGAUGGACACCCGGGGUACAUUGCCGGUCUGGCGUCGACAACCGAGGGCUCUGGCCGGAUCUACAGUGUUGGUUGGGAUGACACCAUCCGGUCCGUCGAUGUGGCUGCCAAGACAUAUACCGGUAGCGCAUCGAAGCUGAGCGCCCAGCCCAAGGGUGUGGCUGCUGCCGGGACCAGUGUUCUGGUGGGCGGUGCGGAGGCUGUCGAGAUCUUCCAAGAUGGCCAGAAAACAGGUGACUACAAGACUCAGUUCUCGGUGACCACCGUGGCCGCACACGGAGAAAUUGCGGCCAUCGGCGGCGAGAACGGAGCCGUGCAGAUAUGCAAGGUCUCAGGUGCCAGCCUGUCCGCCCAGACCGACAUUCAAGCCUCUCGUAAUCAGAUCUCCAUGUUGGCUUUCUCUCCCGAUGGAUCUAUCUUGGCGGUAGGAGAUUUGCGUGGUCGUGUUUUGGUCUACAAGGUGGCCGACGGCAGUCUCGUGACAGAUCGCUGGACGGCACACACUGCGCGCAUUACCUCGCUGGCCUGGAACCCGGCUGGAACCCAUCUUGUCAGUGGCUCUCUGGAUACCAAUAUCUUUGUCUGGAGUCUCGCCAAGCCGGGUGACUGGCUGGAGGUCAAGAACGCGCACAAGGAGGGUGUCAAUGGAGUCGCGUGGAUCGACGGUGGAUCCAAGAUUGCAUCUGCCGGCGCCGAUGCUGCUGUGAAGGUGUGGAAGGUAGAAGGUCUGCAAUGA